UUUAAAUCGACCGCCCUACAUGUACUGCAGGCACCGGAGGGGACGAGGAACAGUGAGACGCUAUGAAAGGUUGUUCCACAGUGACUGGGUGGAGCACAAACAUGCAGAGUUUGGUGGUGCAGGCUCUUGCCAUGAGGCAGCUCGGAAGGUUGAGCCCUCGCCAUCUGCUGGCCACUGGAUACGGACUGAGACAGACCGAGUGGUGUCCCAGGACCAUUCAUACGCGUCAGCUGUGGGGCUGCUCGGCCUUUCCUGUGACGCCUGGCUAUCACCGGCCUGCUUUCCGUGGAAGAGAUGCUCUCAGGUGUUGGGCUGUUCAUCAUCUGAGGUUUAAAAGCAACAAGAAGAAAGGCACUUCGAGGAUGCAGGAGGAGGAGGAGGAGGAGCAAGAUGAGGAUGAUGAAGACCCAGAGGACCGUGAUUAUGAAGAUGUGGACCCAAAUCUACCCAAGGACUAUAAAGACAUAGAGAAAUAUGUGCAGUCCUGUCGGUACGACAUUAUCAUGAAGGCUGGGCUGGAUUUGGCACGCAAUAAAAUUGAUGACGCCUUCUACAACAACAAGCUCAGACUAAACGGACAGAGCCUCAUCAAGAAAAGUAAAACGGUAAAAGUCGGGGACACCCUGGACCUGGUUCUGUCAGAGAACCCGGAGAAGACCACUGUUACACUGAUGAGGGUCGUCCUCAGAAGGGUUUUUACUGACUCCAGUAACACGGAAAAGCGCAAAGUUGCCAUAAGGCGCUGGAAAUGUCUCGAGCUUCCCAAAGAAGAGGCCUUUAAACCUUGACCUUGCAGGACAGUACUGCCUGUAAUGCCACUGGACAGUGAGCUCAACAGCACAGAGUGGCAGCUGAACAGUCUCCAACAAAUUGGAUUUAGAAUGGUUUACAAAAAUGUUGUGUAAAGCUAAUAUUUCUGUGUGAAUAAAUAUGUACCUCUCCCUUCUACAGUAUGAGACUCCCCCAAUAAAGGCGCACUGUGGUUUGAACUUCGA
Molecule: messenger RNA, 995 nt
Organism: Archocentrus centrarchus (flier cichlid)
Lineage: Eukaryota; Metazoa; Chordata; Actinopteri; Cichliformes; Cichlidae
Gene: mtres1
Product: mitochondrial transcription rescue factor 1
Exons: 4
Coding region: 63-788 (241 amino acids)
Biological process (GO): regulation of mitochondrial transcription
Cellular component (GO): mitochondrion
Molecular function (GO): RNA binding
Source: RefSeq, a predicted model, not a curated record